This is a messenger RNA of Triplophysa rosa, 10433 nucleotides long. RefSeq names its product myosin XVI (gene myo16). Gene Ontology annotation, cellular component: nucleoplasm; perinuclear region of cytoplasm; myosin complex. NCBI's taxonomy places the organism in Eukaryota, Metazoa, Chordata, Actinopteri, Cypriniformes, Nemacheilidae. The record is from RefSeq and is a predicted model, not a curated record. Bases 305 to 6046 code for a protein of 1913 amino acids. Gene Ontology annotation, molecular function: cytoskeletal motor activity; protein phosphatase binding; ATP binding. The transcript has 35 exons. Gene Ontology annotation, biological process: neuron projection morphogenesis; phosphatidylinositol 3-kinase/protein kinase B signal transduction; negative regulation of G1/S transition of mitotic cell cycle.
UUGGCACGAGUCCUAGCAUUAGUCAUUUAGAGUCUCAUCCACACAGGAUCAAACUCCUCCCCUUCAGCGCUCUGUCUUUUUAUGUCCGGUUUUCCGUUAGGGUCUCUUUUCAAACAGCUGUGGCUUGAGGGACAGGUGGAAGUUUGAGAAUGUUGAAUAAGUUCAGAGGGAGCAGCUGUCAAAUUGGCUUCAUAGCAUAACCGGCAUUGUUUUGGAGGUGGUGAGGGACCCGAAACAAGGGGCAGAAAGACAAGAAGAGGAAAAAACUGAAGAUAACACAUUGAGGGAGGUGGGGACACCCAGUAUGAUGUUGUCAGUACGGCUGACAGAUGAUGGAGAGGGUUGUAUUCAGCUAUGUAACGGGUUCAGGCAGAACAUGGAGAUAGACCAGUGUCUGCUGGAGUCUCUGCCGUUGGGCCAGCGUCAGAGGCUGGUCAGGCGCAUGCGGUGUGAGCAGCUGCGGCUGUACUAUGAGCGAGAGCGGACGCUGCAGAAGCAGAGCCUCCCCAAGCCCCGGUCCUUCUACCGCAAAAAACAGAGGGUCAGCUUUAUGCCUCCAGAAGUCAUCCAGGACGCCAUCAUACGACACGAUGACAAAGAGGUGUUACGGCUGCUGAAGGAUGGGGUUGACCUGAACAUGGUUAUUUCCUCAGGAGGAUCUCUGCUCCAUCUGUGCGCCCGCCAUGACAAUGUGUUUGCAGCAGAGGUUCUGAUAGAGAAAGGACUGAACGUGAACCUGCAGGAUGAAGACCUCUGGACCGCCCUGCAUGUGGCCUGUGCCUGUGAUCAUGCUGAUAUGGUAUUACUGCUAUUGCUGGCCGGUGUCAACGUGCUCCUUCAAGACGUAAACGGGAACAUUCCACUUGAUUAUGCCACCGAGGGGACGGAAACCAGCUACAUCCUCAUCAGACACCUGGAGGAAAAUGGCGUGGACAUGAGCUCUAUGCAUCAGAUGAAGACCCAGCGGUCGUCCACCAUGCUAUCUGACGUGAAGCAGCUGGUCAGCAGCGGGGGCAGCGUCAAUCAACACAAUGACGACGGGGUGACGCUGCUGCACAUUGCCUGUGCCAGCGGUUAUAAGGAGGUGGUGUCUGUGUUGCUUCAGAACGGUGCAGAUGUGCAGGUGUCUGACAGCAGCUAUUGGACCCCAUUACAUCUGGCCGCCAAAUACGGGCAGACCCACAUUGUGAGCCAGCUGUUGAAACAUAAAGCAGAUCCCCAUCUUCUGAACUGCAACCAGGACAAGCCCUCAGAUAUAGCUGCCACAGAGCAGAUUGCAGAGAUGCUGUUGAGAGCAGAGGAAUUCUGGGUACAGAGACAGACAGACCCCUCAGCCCCGCCUCCAUCAGACGAGAGCUACACGGAAGCCAACCAGGACAGCAGCCUGCCUGUCAAAAAACUGGCCACUAUGGCUCUACCCAUUUCCAGGAAGGACAGUUUGUUGGAGAAGGAGGCGAUGUUCAGGGAUACAGGAGGAGCAUUGACCAGACAACCUUCACUUGAUAAUGGGCUGGAUGGAGCGGUUCCCAGCGCGGCAGGAAAACUGGAGCAGGUGAAACUAAUGCCUCCUGCUCCUAAUGAUGACCUUGCAUCCCUCAACGAGCUCACGGACAGCAGCCUGUUGUAUGAGAUGCAGAAACGCUUCGCCAACGACCAGAUAUAUACCUACAUUGGACACAUUCUUCUCCUCAUCAACCCUUACAAGGACCUGCCUGUCUACUCUAAUCUCGUCAGUCAGUUGUAUCUGAGCUCCAGUGGUCGUCUCUGUUCCUCUCUCCCGCCUCAUAUCUUCUCCUCAACUGAACGUGCUUAUCACAUGAUGCUUCAGGAGAGACGCCCACAGUGUUUCAUCAUCAGUGGAGAGAGUGGUUCUGGGAAAUCCGUGGCCUGUAAACACAUCCUGAAGCACCUGUCUGCCCGCUCAAAUUCCAAAGGCUUCGCUUUAGAACCACGAAUGAAGCAUGUAAAUGCCAUCUUGGAAGCUUUUGGCCAUGCCAAGACUCCGAUGAACUCUUCUGCAAGCCGGUUUAUAAAGUUAAUCUCAUUACAGUACUGCGAGAGAAGAAGAACUCUACUCAGAGCUCGUCUCUACACAUAUAUGCUGGAAAAGUCAAGGGUCAUCUGCACACGGCCACAUCAGCAGAACUUUAACAUCUUCUACUUGAUGGCUGAAGGACUUUCAGCUGAGGAGAAGAGUAAUCUGUAUCUCAACAAUGUCCUGGCCCAUAGGUGUCUGAGCACAGCGGCCCCAGAUGAAACUCCUGCGGUCGCUACGUCGUGUCCUCAGAGCAGAGAGAAGCUCUUGGCUCUUAAACAGGCUCUGCGUGCCCUCGGCUUCAACAGACUGGAGGUGGAGAAUUUGUUUGCGGUCCUCUCCGCGCUGCUGCAUUUGGGAGAUCUGCGCUUCACCGCCCUCACAGACGCCGACACUGCGUUUGUGUCCGACUUACAGCUGCUGGAUAGAGUUGCUGGGAUGUUACAGGUGAACUCUGAAGAUCUAGGCUCCGCCCUCACCUCUGACGUGCAGUACUUUAAAGGUGAUGCCAUAACAAGGCGCCACACUGUGGAAAUGUGCAACUGUCACAGAGACCUCCUGGCCAAAGCUCUGUACGGACGACUCUUCAGCUUCUUGGUCAAUAACAUUAACUUUCACCUCCAAGGCCAAGAAGAAAACAUUGGAGAUCCUGCGCUUGAGAUAAGCAUUCUUGACAUCUUUGGCUUUGAGGAAUUCCAGAGGAAUGGAUACGAACAGUUGUGCAUUAACAUGGUGAAUGAGCGGAUUAAGAAGCACACCACAGAGGUCCUCUUCCAGUAUGAGCAACAGGAAUGUCUGCAGGAGGGGGUUGCCAUGGAGACGAUACGCUCCCUUUGCAACCAGCCAGCGGUAUUGGACUUCUUCUUCCAGAAGCCUCAGGGCGUGCUGUGCAUCAUUGAUGAGGAGAGUCAAUCCCUCCGACGGUGUGAAAUCAACCUUUAUAAGCGUCUGCAGAUGCAGCUGGAUUCCUCCUGCACUGACUGCAUUUCCCUCACAACCAAAGAUGGCAACGGGAACCCCCCACCCAAAGACCAGGGGCCAUCGUUUACCGUCACUCAUUACGCCGGCAAGAUGACCUACGACCUGACCGGCUCGCUGGAGAGGAACAGGGAUGUUCUGCCACAAAACAUUCUGUUUGUUAUGAAAUCUAGUGAGAGCGUGCUCGUCCAUCAAAUGUUCCAGUGUAAGCUGACUCAGACGGGCUCCCUGGUUCCCCAGCACCAGCGACUGAGGCUUCGUGGGCCCAAAGGCACGAUUCUUAACAAGAGUGCUACGCUUACCCCUGCCAGAGACGCCAAGAAAUAUGUGGAGCUUAAUAAGCUCCUGAAGAAGAAGGGAGCGACGUCCUUCCUCCAGAAGCUGGAGCGCUGUGGACCGGUUACUGUGGCAGUUCAGCUGAGGAACUCUCUAUCCGAGAUCACCAGUAAACUGCAAGCCUGCACACCCCAUUUCGUUCAGUGCGUGAGGCCUAACACCAUCGGAAAGCCUGAUGUCUUUGACAGCUUCCACGUCUCAUCUCAGCUCCAGUAUGUGGGGGUUCUGGAGAUGGUCCGCAUGAUCCGCUACGGAUACCCGGUCCGACUAUCUUUCGCAAACUUCCUGAGCAGAUACAGAGAGCUGGUGGACACCAUCCUCACGGAAAAGAAGAAGAUGUGUGCAGAGGAGAAGUGCCGGCACAUUCUGCAGCAUUGUAAACUCCGGGGCUGGCAGAUGGGCAACAGUAAGGUUUUCUUGAGAUACUGGGAGGCCGAUCACCUAAACGAUCGCUGCCAUCAACUCCAAAGGAAGAUCAUCAUGUGUCAGAAAGUGGUUCGUGGCUGGUUGGCCAGGCAGCAUGCCCGUCGCAGGCUCACCUCUCGGCAACAGGAGAAGUGCAGCGGGCAAAGGUUCCUGCAGGGGGCGGAAGACUCGGGCAUGCAUGUUUACGACAGCCUGGUCAUCCAGAACGCAGCUGAUAUCGCUCGGGAGAACGAUCGCCUGCGGGGUCACAUCAGCGCACCGCCGCUGGGCGAGCGCCCCGAACCCGUUGGGAAAGAGGAAGACUCGCCCAAGAGGGUCGUCGAAAAAAGCGGAAGGGUUAAUGAUGUAGCGGGCCGUGGGGGAGGCCGACCACUCCGACAUUUCCGCUCCAGCUCUGUACCGCUCCCCCUGGUAAUGGACAGCUUGGUACAUUCCAACAUUGGGACAUCAAUCAAAGCGGCCCUUCAGCCUGCGCCACACUCCAUUGAAGAGGGGAGUGGGGGAAGCAUGUCCUCGCCACGAAAACAACCUCCUCCCAAACCGAAACGAGACCCUAAUACACGUCUGAGCGCUUCGUAUGAGGCGGUGAGCGCAGGGCUGAGUAUAGCACCUAAAGACAGCCCUGCUGACGGCCAGGCCUCUCCGGCUGGAAGCCCACCUAAAACUCAGCUUUCUCCAUCUGAUCCUCUGUCCAAGCCACGCCCUCACAGCGAUGACUAUAGCACCAUGAAGAAAAUCCCACCCCCAAAACCCAAACGCAGCCCCAACACCAAACUGACUGGCUCCUACGAGGAGAUUUCGGUACCCUCCCCUGCACGCCCCACGGACAUGAAGCUGUUCAGUUUGGCACGAGGGGGCCACUACUUGGGCCUCAUCCAGCGAGCAGCGUCUGUGGAUGGCCCUCACUCUUCUGUGCUAAGCCUUUACCCCUGUCAGGAUGAGGAGGACGUGUACAUUGAGAUGGUGGGGGCAUCGCGGGCCCUCGGCUUGGCCGACUCCCAGAGCCCAGACCUGAGUGAGGCCGUUUAUGAGGAAAUGAAGUACUUCCCACCUGACGAUGUGGGCACAGCUCCGGUCGUUAUGCCCGAAGCCGUCAAUCUCGCUCCCCCACCUGCCCCAGUGAUGGAAGCCAAGAGGCCCGUGACCCUAAUGGAGCCCCCCAGCACACUCCUGGGAAAGCAACCGGUCAAAGAUGGGACGUGUGACAUUCCAGCUCCAUUCCCCAAUCUCCUUCCACACCGGCCCCCGCUGUUGGUCUUUCCCCCGUCCCCUGUAACCUGCUCACCCGCCUCGGACGAGUCCCCCCUCACCCCUCUGGAGGUGAAGAAGCUCCCGGUGUUUGAGACCAACCUCAAUUACACCAGCCAAGAUGGAGGCAGCCCACUCUCACCCCAGUAUGCCCGCCAAAGGGCUGACUCAUCCCCGAGUCUUUCCAUCUUAAUGCCGGACAAAUCAACGCCGCCCUUGACUCCUCCUGCCCUUCCGCCACCUCCCGCAGCACUCCCACCUCCCUACCGUCCCCCUUCUCAUUUUCCUUUCCCCCCUGAGCCAGGCUUCCUGGCCCACACCCGUGCAGCAUCUGUAGCCAGCACAGAUUCACCCAAAGUUCCUCAUAAAACCGGGCACGGUCUGACAGAGACGCCCCCGAGUAGCGCAAAGCCUCCCUACUCCCCCGUGAAGACCUCACGUCCAGAACCCCGCAGAGCUCACUCAUGUUCCUCCUCUCCUCUGCUCUUUAACCCGGCCAAUGGGCGAUCCCUCACCAGCCCCCUAGAUGAGCUGAACACUCUCUUCAGCACAGGCCGCACCCUGCUCCGUAAAUCCACCACGGGAAGAAAAAUCAGAGACAGCGGACUCUCGAAUUCCAACAUAAACCUGCCGGGUCGAGAGGAUCAGGGACCCACCUCUCUGUUGCCGCAAUUACAGGACAAAAACGCCAACAACCACACCUCUUCCAUCUCUUCAAACCCUGCUCCCGUUGAGAACGGCAACCAGAUCUCUAACGGGAUGUUGGAAGACGAGGGGCAUCCAAAGUCAAACGCAUCCGGCACCUCUGUGAUGCACAGACACAUGGACAGCCAUCACACUCAGGUGAUCCAGCGGACACGUGCAGGUGGGGAUCAUCGGGCCACUCUGCAGGAUUUAUUACGUUGGCGGAGAAGUGUUUGUGAUGGCCGACCAGACUGGCAGAAUGCUUGGAUCCACACAAACACCUCACCCACCCUAACGUUGAAGAACAAGACGUCCAUGACCAAGAAAGCAUCGCCCUAAAGAUUGUGGUGUUCCUGAGUCAAACAUCAAGUAUCCUGACCCAACUCCUUUGGCCCGAUGGCCCUUUUUACGUUAAACCCUUGUCCUUCUGUAAGAAGGGCCAGAUUCUGAACUCAGGUAAGAAGGGAAUCCUAAUGAGAAGGACUUGCUAAUUUUCCUCUACCCAUUGUCCUCUCUUCACUUCUUUUGAGAGAAUGAAGAGAUCCAUGGAAACACAAUUGCUCCACACUUUCCGCUCAAACUAAUGGCCAACUGGACCAAAACCAAGAGGCCCUAAGUCUAAUACCAGGAUCAUCACUGGGCAGCCAAAAUAGGCACGGCUAUUUAUCCCAUUUACGAUGUCCUAAAUGUUGUAAUGUUUUUAAGAUCUGAUCCCGUAGCCUUGAUCCGACGCUAAUCUUAUGGCUGUGCGAACAUCUAUUUCCUGUACUGUGCUACCGUGUGCUAGUCUAAGUCCACAUCGUUGGCCAUAUUUUAGUUGAAACUCUGGUGCUGCUCAUUUCACGUGUGAUUGUCGUAGCCUGGGUUGGGAAAAAAGUGCCAGUUCUCUCUCAACUCAAGCACUGCAAGGCACAUGGUUGUGACGGACAGCCUUAAAGUUUACAAGACUUUGUGCGUUGACCUCAGAGGUCUAGCUUUGUGUCCUUCAGGUUCAGAGAAGCAGCUACACCUCAUGCUUUUUCAGGUGCUUUGGUUACCCUCCAUCAGAGGUGGCAACCAUCACACACAGGUUGUGACCUUAAGAAGAGGUCAGGGUUCAGGGAAAUAACCAGUAACAUCCCAGGUUCAUGACAUUUCCACCAGCUUCUGGAAUACAUCCAUCCGUGGUAAACUUUGCACACUGUAGGCCAAUACAGACACGGGACUACAACUUGUUCAACUUGUUCUGUUGACAACCUUGGAUUGAAGAAAGCUGCAUUUAUCUAAUGGUUAAGGAGCACAAUUCUCCAAAUACACAUGGAAACCGAACAGUCGUUACUAAUGGGUGUUACUGCCAAUUUGACCUAGAAAACUCUACAGCAUCUCCCGCAUUAAGGAUUUUUGGACUUUUCUUCAAAGGUGCUCAUGCAAGAAUGCUGGGAUAUGUGGAUAACAUGAACACAUGCCUCGUAGAAGAUUCAGACAAUCCAUCUCUCUCAAUGUUCCCCAUGUGUGAAAGUACACAGACCUCCAAACCGAAUUCUCAAGAGUCGUGGGAAAUUUGGUUUGUACAUACAGUGGGCAUGUGCAGAUUUAUUACCUGAAAUGACUGGAGAAUAAAUAUUUUUGGACAUAUUUUGCACCAACAUAAAACACAGCCACGUACCUGACAGGCAUUUUUCUUUUUCUUUUUUUUUGAGAAUGAACAGUGCUUGGUGCUUCACGUGUACUGGUUAUCUUAAGUAUGAUUGAACUGGUAAUAUACAGGUUGUGAAGGCAGAAUGUAUUAUGAGUAUAUUGACAUAUUGUUGUCUAUAUAAUGGAAAGAGAUGCUCGAGGAUGACUGCAGCGACAGAAAUACUAAGAGGGUUAAUUUUAUAGUAUGAAAAUUCAUGAUGAACUCUAUACCCAUUCUCCAUCCCCACUAGACUGUGGUCAACAUUCAAUAUGUAUAAAAAUCUCAAAUGUACAGAAUGUUUGUGUUUGUGCAAGUACAGUAUGUUAGAGUUGCACCUUUGGCUCUUUUGUUUUAGCUUCAUGAAGCUGAGCGUGUGCUUAUUCUGAAGGUUGUGUCCUGUCUAAAAAAGGGUAUAUACGAUCUUAAAUUUUAUAGCAGUGUUACAGCUUCUAAAAAGAGCCCAUGCUGAUAUAAUGACUGACCCAAUACAUGUCAUGUUUCUUAAAAAAAUUGAAUGUACAUACCUGAUAUAUACAUAUUACUUCUUCAAAUUUGGAAAAACAUUGACAACAUAUAAUGCCAGGUUUGUUUAUUGAUUGUAUUGUUGCAGUUUAUUCAUGCAAUGUGGAACAGUGUGUCAUUCAAAUGUAUGACAUAGAUUCGUUUUAAGAUGAAGUGUGUAAUACAUUGCACCUCUAGCCUCACCAAAAGAAAUGUCAAAAGUUAGAAAAAAAGGUCAAACAUUUCAAUCAGGUUAUUGGUUGAACAGGUAGUCCCGCCCCAAACUCAACGCUAUUGGAUAAGUCGAUGUCUGGCUAGUUGGGAUAUUCCAACCUGAUCUCAUGGGAAUUAAUAACUGUUUUACGAGGUGGUUUAUUCGUAUGAAUUCGUACGUUGUGAAUUGUAUAAAAAUGUGCGAUUGCCAGAAGAAAACUAUCCUGAAAUCCCGCCCCUAACGUCACUUGCACGAAAGCAAAUCGUACUAAGCUGUACGAAUGAGAUCGUACGAAUUAGCCACAUCAUAAAAUAGUUCGGUUUUUGUCGUGAGAUUGUGUCGGAUAUUCAGUAGAUCAAUGUUUUACCAUUGCCUUGGUGAUGACCCUUUUUUUGGAAGUAAACCUACUAAUGGUUGCUUAUAGUUGUCUCUGCACCUGAAAGGACGCAUUUUGACAUUGAAAAACAUAUACACUUCAGCUUUAGACUUGUAGAAAUGUUUUGCUACGGGCAUGCACAAGUGACACUGUAGGUCUUCUGACAGUACAGAAUCCCCCAUUCAAACCCAGAGUUCAUUUGGCCGAUUUAAACCAUUUCACACAAUUUCCAAAUCACUGUAGUAGUAUUAAGGCUUAUGUGUUUCAUAGCUGUCAUUUACCAUUACUACUACUAUGUUACCCUGGUAAUGUGAAUAUUUUCCCUUCAGCCAUUCCAGUGGAUGUAUCAUUUACUGCUGUGUAGUCCUGCAGAUCAGAGACUCAAAAUCACUGUGCUGUUUUAUCUCAUUCAGGCCAGUGCUGAUGGACACAGUUUUGGGGUUCAAUUCACAGUUUUAGAUAUUUCAGUCUGCUUGACAUCACCAUUGCUUAACAGGGUUAAUAAUGCUAGUAUCUAAAAUGUUAGUUUAUUUAUAGAAAAAUAAUUAUUUUGUAAUGUUUAGUAUUGGCUCGCCGUCAAUACUAUAAGCAGAAAGAGACAAAAAGAAUUGUACAGUAUGAGCUCACUUUUUUACCUUGUUAUUGAAAAAAAGGGAACGUAUGUUAACGCAUGAGAACUCUCUUAGCUCCACGCCCGUGGCGUCUGUCGGGUUUUUGUGCUUAGUCUGCUUUGUUGUGGAGAUAUAGACAUCAUUCAUUCAUACCUGGUGCCGUGGAACCAUCCGAACUCCCUCGCUAAACAAUUUAUGUUCAAGUGACGUGAUGCCAACUUCCUCCCAACCCCCAGCUCAGUCCCAUCAUAAUAGGCUGUUUUUUUUUUCUUGUUUUGGUGGCAAAACAGAAACAACCGAAAUUGUUCUGCCAAGCACAAUACAUAGAGAUUGUGGAGAACAUUUAUCUUAGAGAUGAAAAUAAACUCAUCCUGCGCUUGCCCAGAUACAUGGAGCUCGACAAAAUGUUAAAUUAACUUGGCUGUCGCUGUCUUUUGUAGUCAAUGUGUUUGUUUUUAUUCAACUAAAUCUGAUCAUUCUGUAAAUUAUAAAUAUGCCUAUUACUUCAAUACAUGUGUUUGUGGGCAAAGAAAAAAAAUGUAUGUCUUGGUACCUAUUUUGUUUCGAAAUGUUUUAUAAAAUUCCUGUACAGCAAUAAAGCACAACAGUGUCGGUCUACUGAAGUAAAAGAAAACUUAGUCAAAUCUUUUUCUUCAUUCUGUCAUGUUCACUCAGAAUAACUGAAACCAUAAGCCCAUAAACUCUAUGGAGUGGGUGAUAUAUUAAAACAGAGUUAUUACAGUUAUUUCUGUUACAUUUUUUUAGCAGUUUUGUUAUAUGCUUUUGUCAUUUUAUUAUUUAUUUGUUCAUUUUUAUGUUGAAAAUGUUCUGUUUGUUUUGUCAAUUAAUAUAAUUUUGCUAUAAACCUAUUUCGGUUUAUUUCUGAGGGAAACAUUUCAAUUUUCUGUUUAGUUUGUUUUUCCAAUCAUUUUUAGGCCAAUAUAUAACAGAAAUGUGUUUAAAGUUUUAAUUUUAGUAGACGAAAAUAGCCUUGAUUAAAUAUCGCCGCCGUCUUUUGGAACCUCGGAUGUGCAAAUUCUCAGUUUUUCAGAAAAUGGGAAAAACAUUGUACUUUUAAAAUGAUUAUAUACUGUGUUGUCAAAGUUAACAAGCACUUUUUACUGCAUUUUAUUGGUUAGAUCUUUGCAAAACCCAGUGACAAACAUAAAAGUUGACUAAAAAUAAUGAUUUAUGACAACAACAAAAAAUAUGGAUAUACAAGGUUUCAGAAGGACAGCAGCAAUAUUUACCAUAUAUUCACGAUAAUCUUGCUGGUGACAUACAAUUAAGAGAUUAUGGCCUUUUAAUGUGGUUUUCUGGGCCAUUAAAUUGAUGAAUGAAAUUAUUCACUCUUGCUUGUAAUUAUU